CAAUCAACACCGGGGUUUUAUCUCUGCACAUUUCAUCCGCUCCUCGCCUCGUCUCCCUCUCCGAACCCUAGCAUUCGUUCUCUCCUCCCAGCCGCCGCCCCCGCCCCCGCCCCCGCCGCCGCCGCCGCAGCGAGCACGCGGUCGCAGCCAUGUCUGGGAGGAAGAAGACUCGGGAGCCCAAGGAGGAGAACGUGACGCUCGGCCCCGCCGUCCGCGAGGGCGAGUACGUCUUCGGUGUCGCGCACAUCUUCGCCUCCUUCAAUGACACCUUCAUCCAUAUCACGGAUCUGUCCGGGAGGGAGACGAUGGUCCGCAUCACUGGUGGCAUGAAGGUCAAAGCUGACCGUGACGAGUCAUCCCCUUACGCAGCUAUGCUUGCAGCUCAGGAUGUUGCACAGAGAUGCAAGGAGCUUGGAAUCACUGCUCUGCACAUUAAGCUCCGUGCUACUGGUGGAAACAAGACAAAGACUCCGGGCCCUGGUGCUCAGUCUGCGCUUAGGGCUCUUGCACGUUCUGGCAUGAAGAUUGGACGCAUUGAGGAUGUGACUCCAGUCCCAACUGACAGCACGCGAAGGAAGGGUGGUAGGAGGGGAAGGAGGCUGUAAUUUCGUGCAGAAGCAGACGCAACCUGGCCGUGCAACCUGUUUUGUGCUUUGUUUGUGAUGCUAGCAACAGAUUUCAUGGAUUUAUAAGUUUUGAGCUACCUUGUAUCGGAUGGUCUUAACAUUUUCCUCGUGAACGAGUUGCUGGCCUGCUUUUGGCUGCACAUUCUCCAUGUUAUAAGUUAGCUGUUUUGUUAGUAAUCUGCGAA
Molecule: messenger RNA, 811 nt
Organism: Setaria italica (foxtail millet)
Lineage: Eukaryota; Viridiplantae; Streptophyta; Magnoliopsida; Poales; Poaceae
Product: 40S ribosomal protein S14
Exons: 6
Coding region: 150-605 (151 amino acids)
Biological process (GO): maturation of SSU-rRNA from tricistronic rRNA transcript (SSU-rRNA, 5.8S rRNA, LSU-rRNA); ribosomal small subunit assembly; translation
Cellular component (GO): cytosolic small ribosomal subunit; ribosome
Molecular function (GO): structural constituent of ribosome; small ribosomal subunit rRNA binding; mRNA 5'-UTR binding
Source: RefSeq, a predicted model, not a curated record